AUGUCGAAUAAUCGAAAAGAUUUCCCGAGCGCCGACGAGGUCAAGGCAAAGUCGAAGCAAGGCAAGGAUACUCUCGUGGCCAAACUACGAGAAGAUGGCGUUGAAAACCCCUCCGGCCUCCUCCUCACCGGCUUCAGCGCCCUCUUCCUCGCCGCCAUCCCUCUAACCUCCUACAUCACCCAACCCAACAGCAUCUUCGAAAAAUCCCUCAACGGCCUCACUUCCACCCUCACCCACCUCAUCCCUUCCUCUUCUCCCACCUCCAGCAGCACCAACAAAAUCGCCACCCUAGCAACCCUCUACCUCACAGUAACCUACGCUCUUUCCGGCGCCGCCAGCGCCGCAGGCAUCAAUUCCGCAUACGCAGAAGGUCGAGAUAAUAAUUAUCCUCGCAAACAGGUGGUGGGUCUGAAGGAGGGUUUGCCAUUGAGAUUGUAUUCGGCGCAUUAUCAUUUGAUGGAAAUGUUUCCUGGUUGGGCGGUUGUGGCUGCUUUGGCGCAGGGGAUUGCGCCCCAUGAUCAGGGAGUGGUGAAUUUGUUGGGGUUGCAUGUUGUUGCGAAGUGUUUUGUGCAUUAUCCGGCUUAUAUUCUCAAUUGGGGAAAUCUAAGGUCGUUGGCUCAUGUGGUUGCUACUGCGAGUGUGCUCAAUGUCGCUCUGCGACUUGCGAAGAGGCCGUUGAUGUAA
This is a messenger RNA of Sphaerulina musiva SO2202, 684 nucleotides long. RefSeq lists its product as uncharacterized. Lineage: Eukaryota; Fungi; Ascomycota; Dothideomycetes; Mycosphaerellales; Mycosphaerellaceae. The record is from RefSeq and is a predicted model, not a curated record. The transcript is spliced from 3 exons. Bases 1 to 684 code for a protein of 227 amino acids. Gene Ontology annotation, cellular component: membrane.